Messenger RNA from Pieris brassicae (large cabbage white), 679 nucleotides. RefSeq lists its product as uncharacterized. The coding region runs from base 33 to 599 and encodes 188 amino acids. The record is from RefSeq and is a predicted model, not a curated record. The transcript has 4 exons. NCBI's taxonomy places the organism in Eukaryota, Metazoa, Arthropoda, Insecta, Lepidoptera, Pieridae.
UUUACAUGUAAGUAAUACCUUGUUAAUUAACGAUGGUGAUUUUAUAUUUCCUUAUAAUGAGUUUGGGUGUUCUAAUCCAUGGACUAGAGAGGAAUAAAGGUGUGAGUCGUAUUAUAUACAUUGAAGAUGAGAAGUGGACGAGAUUACUUAUGCACACUCACUUGGUUAAUAUGACGGCUGAAAUAGUUAAAGACACAAAAUAUAAACUGAACCAGGCGCGGAAUAUACAAGACGAGCACAGACAUAGCAUUGGAUAUGACCUCGGUACUAUCGCCGCUGGGAUCCUGGAACGAUUCCUGCUUAUGCUGAAGAUGUAUAGGAAAUACUCUUCCAUACCUGAUUUGAGAGAUAAGAAGUAUUCUAUAGAGGAGAUGAUGAAUAUACUGACCGUUAUUCAGGGUGCAUAUCACGAAAUACUUCUAGAAAAGUCCAUGUUCUUCGAAACUCUGAAAGCGUAUGAGGCACUGGAUCCCAACCACGUCGAAAAAGGCAGGAAGGAACGUCUGAAGAGUAAGAAGCCCUCAUGGUUCAGCGGAAAUAAGUACGAUUUUAGGCGAGCUGGUCUGUGGAAACCUGGUGUGGAUCAAUUUGACAUUUAAUAUAAUAUUUAUAAUUAAAAGUUUUCUUUGUGAACUUUAUAGUGUGAGGUUUAGUAUAUUUUACAUGGUAACAAACGGUU